GUGUCUUCAGGACAGUACACGCCUCUUACAUAAAAGUCAUUUCAACUAGUCAGGAUAUCAGAUGGGCAAAAAUACUUGAGGGUUGUUUGUUUCACUAAGGUCACAGCUCCGCUUCGAUUUCUACUUUUCUCUAAAAAAAAAAACGCUUGCGUUUAAUCUUCUUGUGACAGACGUUCCGUUGUGGGGGAAAUACACCAUCAAUAUCAGAUUAAUUCCUUGAUCAUCAGAAUCAUCUGCAGGUGUGAAUUCAUGUCUGUAUUUUCUCCCCAAAUAUACUGCCCAGUGUUUGUGCCAAGUGGAGACGACAUGACUGAGGUGAUGAUCAGUAGCACCCCCAUGGAGGACAUAAGGCUCAGCCCCAGCAAGGACCGGCUCUCCUUCCAGAUCUUUCCAGACCCCUCAGACUUCGAGCGCUGCUGUAAGCUGAAAGACCGCCUGCCCUCCAUCGUAGUGGAGCCCACGGAGGGGGAAGUGGAGAGCGGCGAGCUGCGUUGGCCUCCUGAGGAAUUCAUUGUCAGUGAAGAAGAGGAGAAGGAGAACCAUGGCAAAAGCCAAACUGGACAGCCAACGCAGAACAACCAGGACUAGAGGCCAAACGGCAAACCCUACUCCCACCUACAUCCCACUCGCACUUAACCACUCACUGAGUGACUAGGGGAACACAUGUCAGUGAUGCUCACUUUCCUUCCCUUGACACCAAAGCAUCACUCUAAAGAGAAGCAAUAUGCAUGCUUUACUUAAUCUACUUUUUGGAUUUCACCUCUGUUGCUUAACCACACACACACAAACACACACAAACACACCAUAUGUAUGAAAAUACACACACACCAAGCACCCCUGUGUCUCACCCUAAAAUGCAGGUCCAGUAAAACGGUGGCAGCUCUGUGCUCCAUGGACAGAUCUCGUACUGAAGGAGACUACAAUGCCCACGCCAAAUCUGCUGGCCACAUGACUCCAGAGACUCUUAUACCCAGAGACUACUGCUUUGGUACGCAAGCGGAUUUCUGUUUUUCAUACCUUCGAUAUAUGGAUUGAAAUGUACAUGACUACGAUUGCCAUUGCCGUCUGUGGAUCUCAUAGUCUGUCUUAAAGUCUUGUGUGUAUGUUGGUGGGGUUUGUUUUGUUCGUUUCGGUGGAUUGUGAUGACUGACAGGAAGUAGGGGUUACUGUGAACAACACAAAGAGACCGUUAGUCUCUGUUGGGCAAAGGAGUAACUUUUACACUGAGAGGGAACUCUUCCCUACUUCUAUAAAAGUUGAUAAUAUGUACAGUAUAAUAUGAACGCUGGUUGUGCACUGAAACACUCAUCUGCUUUGUUUUUUCCCUUGUCUUGUCCCCGCUGAUGACAUUUGAUAGGUAUUGGAAGGGGGGGGGGGGGGGGGGGGGGUCAAUUAGUCAAUAUUUUUUUAGAUGUAGUGAUUAAAACCAACAAUGUCACUAAAAUAGACACUCAGUGAAGGACAUUUUUGCCCUCGGAGCCAAUACCUGAGGUUAUUGUUGAUUGGUUUAUUUUGUUAUUGUCACGAAACAUUCAUGAGACUGAAAUUAGUUCUAAGUGAUUCUCACCAGAGCGCUGAGUUCACUGAUCUCAUCUUCACUGAUCAGCCAUUAUGUCACCCUCAACCAGUAAGGUAUAUCACGAUACAGGGACUUGACCAGCUACCUCUUGUACAUUUCUGAACAACUCCCAAUUUUCCAGUUCAUAAACUCUGGACUCUGUUCUCUUACUAACAAGUCCUCCACAGUAGCUUCCUUUUUAUAAUCUUAAAAACAGUUACUGGUAUCUGUCCUUGUUUUGUUAAAGCCAGUUAGUUGACCCCGACUCAUAAAUUGCCACCUGGUUUGUAUGCAAUUUGUUAAACUAAUGAUGUUUUGCAAUCUAUUUCUCUAUUCUACAUCACCAGCUGUUCAGCCUUCUUGGAAAGAUGUUAAAGGCAUGAUGUUUGCUGAAAAAAAGAAGAUACCUUGAUGUAUUGUUCUAAUAGUGUAUAUGAAGUUUUGUGUAUGUCUCUCCCUCUGUAAAUGGCAUUAGGGCUCUGUACAGAACAUCUCCUUUUCUCUCUGCUGUCACCCACAGGUACUGUGCUUUGUUUUUGUAAAGCUCAGGGAGGAUAGCUGCCAUUUUGCUCAUUUUUUGUUGUUGUAUUUAGAUCACUUUACUCUGACGAACAGAGGUUGUAAAUAAACAUUUGAAUUUGCUUCCAA
Molecule: messenger RNA, 2206 nt
Organism: Oncorhynchus mykiss (rainbow trout)
Lineage: Eukaryota; Metazoa; Chordata; Actinopteri; Salmoniformes; Salmonidae
Product: protein LBH
Biological process (GO): positive regulation of DNA-templated transcription
Cellular component (GO): nucleus
Source: RefSeq, a predicted model, not a curated record